Cloeon dipterum is the source of this 4734-nucleotide messenger RNA. RefSeq lists its product as uncharacterized. The transcript is spliced from 28 exons. NCBI's taxonomy places the organism in Eukaryota, Metazoa, Arthropoda, Insecta, Ephemeroptera, Baetidae. Gene Ontology annotation, molecular function: odorant binding. The coding region runs from base 1149 to 4472 and encodes 1107 amino acids. The record is from RefSeq and is a predicted model, not a curated record.
UUCGCAUUUUGACUAAAGAGGGCUCUUAUUUUGGUUCAAAAACAUGCGCGGUUCUUUUCAUUUCCAAUUUUGUGUAAAUUCCUUCCUUACUAAACUAUAACGCGUGGAGUGACGAUUUUCGGUUCAUGCGACGCUAUUUAUUCGCAUCUGAAAGGGACAGUUUUACGGGGAUUAAGAGAUCGCCUUUUUCACCUCCAAAAACACAUGAACCAAAUUUGAAUAAAAAAACACGCACUCGAAUGAUUCUCCAUCAGUACAUCGCAGUCCAGCUGCAGAGUCGGCUCGGAAAAUAUUAAUUUUCUAUUCAUGAGCGUCGUAUUUUCCUCAUUACUGAUCAUUUUUGGUGAAGCCAUUUCUCUCGUGAGUUUCAAAUUCAUGUGUAUUGACGUUUAAGUUCUGCUGGUCGGGUCUCGAGCGAAUACAAAUUAUAGGUCGAUAAAAAAUGUCAGUGGAUGGCGGCCCAAAAAUUGACAAAAACCACGUUUUCGGGACUUAAAAGUAAAUAAUAGCUCCGUGCUUGUGGGUCUGACAAGGCAACAAUAAAAAUAAAAUUGAUGCUCACUAAAUUCCGCGUCGAACGGUGCGAAAACCGACCCGAUUAGUGGUCAUAGGGGCCCCGCGGGCAACUGAAAAUGCGAAAAAACCGGUUCGUCAUGAAGAGAUCAAUCGCGAAUGCGUGUUUUUUAAUCCAAAUUCGGUUCAUGUGUUUUUGGAGGUGAAAAAGGCGAUCUCUUACUGUUAGCCCCCUUUCAGAUGCGAGCAAAAAGCGCGUCACAGAGGAAACGAAAAUCGCCACACCCACGCUUAUUAGUAUUUAGUAAGGAUAGGAAUUCCUAAACAUUUUGACGAGAAAAAAAGAGAUUUCGACUAGAUUGGAAAUGAAAAGAACCGCGCUAGUUAUUUGAAACAAAAUAAUAUCCCUCAUUGAUCAAAAUUGCGAAAGCUGCAAGAAUGACGUCAAUAAAGCAACGCCAGACAAUUUUCCGAGAGUAAUAUACGUCAGCGAGGCCUUUUUCCGGUGUAACCAACGGCCUGGAAAGCACUGCGCACUCUACUGACGGGGACGAUUCUUCGCCAACGGAUGUCAGCUGCAGAGAAACAGAAAGGAAACAGGAUAUAGGACGUCAUUCGAACUGAUUGCGAAAGGUAUGGUCGCACGUACACUGCCGAGCCACAAUAUUAUAUGGACUUUAGUUCGGAACAAUCCAUCAUUGCGCAUUGUAGCAAUGAAUUUUGGUUUCUGGACAUUGCUUGUGAUUGUGAUUCUUCAAACAAUCGUGCAUGCCAAAAAUCAUGGAAAGAAAAUUAAAACCUUCAAAAUCACAUAUAACAAACAUAACUAUGGCCCUAUUAAAAUCCUCAAAAUUCGUCGGCAAAACAAAUUUCGAAGAAAUUAUAUCAUCACGUGCUGCGGGUUUAAAAAAUGUCUAGCAAAUGCAAAUGUUACGGUAAAAAAGACAACUCCAACCAGCUCGACCAAUAGCAAACUAAGAGCAACAUCCACGUUGGAAUCGACAACCAAAGCAGGAAUAAGCUCCGCUGAUGAAUCAUCAGCAUCAGAACCAACUGAAGCCAUCACUAUAGAGAGUUACGAUUCCACUCCUAGCCCCCUUGAUGUGACAGAAGUUCCAACUGACGUUCCGGGUGAGGUCAUAACUGACCUUAAAACUGACAUCACGACGAAAGCAACCAAAACGGCGCAAUAUGGCACCAAAUCGACAUCCACUUCGACCAUUGCGGCCUUUCCAUCCACGCAGGUUUUCCAGAAGACAACUGCAAUCGAUGCGAUUCCAUCAAAAGAUGGAACAACUUCACGAUCAUCAACGUUAUCUUCAACAACUUCGCAAGCGAUGACAAAAACCGCACCCUCUUUGACGUCAAUAACUACACCCGUGAUGAUAACAACUAUGCCAACGGUGACGACAGUUACUACAUCUACAACGCUGAAAACAACUACAUCCACGGCACUGAAAACUUCUACAUCCCCGAUGACAACAACCACAACCACACCAAUUCCGCGCACUUUAUCUUGUGUAGCUUACAACACUUUUCUUGCGAGUAACCCAACCCCAGGAGCACUGCAAACCAAAGGCACGAAGAAAACAUCAAAUUGUGGCCUGGAGUAUUUUGUUUCCACCUCUACAGCAACGAGAAACGAGGCAGCAAUACAGUGUAAGGCGCUAAACAUGACCCUUUUGACAGUGACCUCUCUUGAGGGAUUGGAAUGCGUGAACAAUUUUGAAGCCAACACUUUCUGGACGAGCGGCUCGAACGAAGAUGAUCAAUUGUAUUUGGCAAAAAAAUACGCUUGGUGCUCGACGGGCUUCGAUAUGUCGAAAGAAAUAAUCGAAUCGGAAAAACUUUGGUUGCCGCCCAAAAACACGAUCCCUUCUGCCACGGAGCGUUGUUUGGCCGUUUCUAUUUCCACAGUUUCUUCGAAACAGGGCCUGGUGCAGAGAAAGUGCGACGACGCCCUGCCCUUCAUCUGCCAGUAUUCCGUCGACUGCCCAAAGCUCUGCAACCGAAACAACUCCCUAUUUGACUCCUCAGGACUUUUGAAAGAUAAAAAAUCGUACGGAAUUUGGUUUGACAUCGGUGCCUACACGUAUCUCUUGGGCAACAAGCCAAUGACGUGGGUGGACAGUUACCGCCAGUGUUGCGCUUUGGGAAUGGAGGCGCUCAACAUCGACAACGCAGCUGAGCAGUUGGGGCUAACUGCCAUGACCGGGCGAGCAAAUAAAGACAACUGGACCGCAAAUUUCAAUUAUUGGACCAGUGGCAGUUGGAAGGGUGCACCUGAGAACCAGUGGUCUUGGUGCGAGCCCAAUGGACCCACAGUUUUCGCAAAGGGUCUUGUCUGGGAAUCCCCGCAGCCCGACAAUAAAGGAGGCAACGAGAGCUGCGUGCAUUUCCGCUUUACUUUGAAUUCGACGGGCACCAUCAUGACAGACCGCAACUGCGCGAAUAAAUUUAUAUUCGCGUGCAAGAGUGCAUUGCAAACCACCCCAAAACCUUGCGUUGCAUCCUGCCCAACAGAGAGCUGUGAAAUAAAUAACAACCUCUUUGUCACAGAGCCGGAUACUAAUGCGAAAACUUUACGGGACUAUUUCUCUUAUGGAAACUGGUACGAUGGAUGUGGCCGCAAUUUUUUGACUUACACCUCAAUAUUAGCAGACUGGAUUGCCGCCCGUGGUCAUUGCUGUGAUAUUGGUCUGACCCUGGCCUCAAUGGAAUCAGUUGGGAAGUCUAGUUGCUUUUCCAGAAUAGUCUCAAAAUUCGCUCCGGCGACCUUUGGAGACUACUGGCUCUCCGGAACUGAUCUGGGGUGUGAUUCGAACUUCCGGUGGUGCACCCUGGGCCGGGACUUGGUCAACCCUGAGGUGAAGUGGAAGGUGGGACACCCGAAACCCGGCCUGGACUGCGUUUAUCUCGAAGUGAGGAAUGGAUCCGAGUUGCUGGCCACCGAUGACUGCGCCCAAAAGAAGAGUUUUCUCUGCGAAGUGAGAAAGAAGGCAACCUUCCAAAGGGCCAUGCAGUCCGAAUGUGCAGAUAUCUGGGACAUCACCGUUGACCAAAUCGAUCUGCUAUUGAAUGUCAGCGCUUUUCUCACGACAACUAUAACGCUAAAUUUGAAGUGCUUCUUGAAAUGCGUCGGAGUGGAAAUUGGAUUGUUUGGCGUUGGGGGAUUGGACGCGUUAGCAACGCUGCGACAAAUCGAACUCGUGUCCCAAGAGGAUCCUGUAGAACUGGAGACGGGAUUUGUGGCUUACGAUCAAUGCAGCGGCAUCAAUUCCGACGACGAGUGCGUGAUUGCCUACGAAACUUACAAGUGCGGACAGCAAAAAGCACCUGACUUGGUCUCAAAAAUCAUCACCAACCACUACGAUAACGAUACCAUGCUGUACCCACCAACUCCUUGUGUUUAUUCCCGCCGAAGUUGUUGGCUUUCAAAAAAUCUUCCUUGCGUAAAAAACCAAACCGCAAUCGACUUAUUGUAUAAGAAUAGAUGCGAUGAUUACGGAUGCAUGGUGACAACUGAAGAUAGGAUAUUUUAUUAUACCAAACAAAAAAUAGAUACACUUCCACAUGAUGCCUACACUCACUGCUGCGAGCUUGGAAUGUUUCUCAUGGAACCUCAGACAAAACUCGAUAUUUACAUAAUAUCAACAACUCUUGACUAUUACUCUUUAAUUAUGGUGGGCGAUACCGAAUUCAUCAACCAGACGCACGAGGUUUGGUGUCGCAGCCGCACCGUUUUGACAGAUGACAUGUACAAUCCGCUAUUGAGAUACCAGUGCAAUCCAUCACACCUCAGUAUUGUCCCAUUCUAUUAUGGGUAUAAUCUUGUAUCCAGCGGACUUAACAUAACUGAUCCCAAGACCGGUCGACAAGUAGAAGCCACUGGAGCAGUGUACCCUGCUUUUACAGAUAUUGUUUCGAAGGUUAAGCGGUAUGUCUGCGAGCAACCUUAGCAAAAAUUGAAUCUAAAAUGCAAUCAAGAUGCGCACGUUGUUUGUUCUAAAAAUGUUUGACUACUUUUGAUCGAUUUUUCUCUUUUGGAACGCAAUAUACAUGUGUUCGGUUUGUAAUAUUGAAUAAUCAAUUUAUUUGACUGCACAUUUCAUUAUAAUAUGCUAUAUUCUGUCCUGUCAAAGAAUUUUCACAUUUAACAAACUUCAUGUUUGAACACUGAUAUGUAUGUUGAGAAUAAAUAGUUAAUUUCACGGUGGAGGC